UUGUGCCUCCCCCUCUCUGGCCGUAAUGAUAACGAACGAUGCAACAAAUAACCUAGCUGUUCGUUCCCUUAUCGCUUCAUUGCGCAUGAGUAUCAUCAUAUCGUAGCCAUGCUGCGUAUUUUUUUUUUAAUUUUCUUUCUGAUAAUGGACAGCACACGCUAUCGCAAAGACUGCAAGCCCAGCACGUCGCUUCGUAUUCGAGCAGUGUAGGAGCAGUUACGAAACACCGCCAACAGCGAGCGUAUCCGGAGACAGGCUCGUCUGAUCGGCGCGCUGCGGAAUAAGCGGUUUGAAUUUCAGCGUCGAUUUGGACGGCCGAGCGCGCAGCCACGCCAGACGCCACAGGAAGCGAGCGAGCGCGGCACUAUCGGUUCCCACCACCGCCAGCCGCCCGUGGUUUCGCUUUCCGCACAGCUCAAAAGAGGUCGGAGUCGUUUUUUUUUCGCCGCCGCGCACAACCGACGCCACUGGGAUACUCGCCGUGCUGUGGUUCCCAAACAUCGACAUGGCCUACUGCGAGAGCUGUCGUGCCAAACUGCCAGAGGCGAAGGACUCGGAAAUCCAACAUCCUUUCAGCGUCGAGAGUUUUCUGGACAGCGGUGAGUUCACAGAUUUCGAGUUCCGGGUGAAGCCGGAGGACCAUCCCGACAUCCCCGAGCGGAGAUUCCGUGUACACAAACUGUUCCUGGCCAUGAGAAAUGAAGUGUUUCAUGCCAUGUUUUUCGGAGACCUUGCCGAGAAAAGCGAGGUGGUUAUCACGGAUGUCCACCCAGACGGCUUCGACUUGCUGCUCAGGUACCUGUAUUCCGGCAAGCCUAAGAUGAAGAGCAUCGACGACGCGCUGCACGCAAGGUUCGCCGCCAAGAAGUACCUGGUUCAGGGAUUAGUAGACGCUUGCGGCCUCUAUAUUGAGAAAAACCUCAAAGCUGAGCGGCUGUGCUCGUUCAUCGACUACUUCAUGCAAAGCCGCGAGCCAGAAAUUGACGCUAUUGCGGAGACGCUCCUGACGUCAUCUAAAGCCCCGGACAUCCUCACCUCGAAGGAAUUCAACGUCGCCCUUGAGGAAACCAUUCGAUACAUCGUGGAGAGGAUCAGAAAGGUUUCCGAGGACAGCGUGACCAACGCCGUGUUCGGCUGGGCCCAGGAACAGUGCGUCAAGAGCCUGGAGUCGGAGAGUCCGCUAGAAGUGAAGGCGAUUAUGCGCACUUUUUUUCCCAAGUUGCGAUUCUUGACCAUGACAGCUGAAGAGUUUGUGGUAGGACCGGGUUCCUGGGGUCUGCUGGAAGAUGCCGAGAACCUCGCAUUACUGCGCAAUAUCGUAAAGAGUGGAUCCCAGCCGCUACCCGAAGGAUUCUGCAACGUCACUGACGAUCGCUUCUAAGCUAUGAACCAAUGAAAUGACAUCCUUUUCACUCGGCGACCUGUGAUGCCUGUUGAACUUUUCGUGGCUCGUCCAUCUUUGUUAAAAGGCGCUUUUGCCUAAUGGUACGAUUCGUUCGCAGUAUGCAGAGCUUCAUCAGAAUAAAAGUGCCAUUAAGGAACUGUUGCUUUGAUUAUGCCAAUGUGGAUUUUAAAGAUCUCAGUUACAAUGCCCACAACAAAUUUCGGGCUGGUAUGUGCAUGUAAAUAUGCUGGCUCAUAAGUUCCGAUUGGCGGUUGUAACUGUGCGGGCAAUCUAACGCAUUAUUCUGGCGAAUUGUGAACGAGAACUGGUCACAUAGAGGCAAAAUACGUAUGUAUGUAUUUUCUUUCAAAAUUUUGUGCUCACGCUGAAAAAGAUAUCACGCAUAUAAUUAAUCGAAUGCUGGAAACUGGAAUCUUCCCCUCUGCUUUUAAGCUUGCCCGCAUAUGCCCAAUACACAAGUGUGGGGCCCUUAGUGACAUAUGUAAUUACAGACCAAUCUCGGUGCUACCCGUGCUAUCUAAAGUUUUUGAAAAUGUUAGUAACAAGCGUCUCGUGAAUUCUAGAACCAGAUACCAAGUAAUAAAUGACGCACAGUACGGCUUUCAGAAAAAUAGAACAAGUGAACUAGCGUUAUUACGUGCUAAAGAUAAAAUAAUGAAUGACUUUGAAAAUAAGCUUUAUACCGUUGGUCUCUUCAUUGAUCUUAUGAACGCAUUUGAUUGUGUUAACCAUGAGAUUUUAUUAGUUAAACUUCAUGAUUACGGCAAUUGUGGCGUUGCCUUAGAUCUUUUUAAAAAAUAUCUUUCCUACAAGAAACAGCGCAUAAGAACUGAUUAUGGUUAUUUCCGCAAUUACUACAGUAAAACAAGGGGUGCCUGAGGAGUCGAUUCUAGGGCCCUUGUUAUUUAUACUUUACAUAAACUAUAUAUAUGACAUACCUAAGUCACCAAAGUUAGUAACUUAUGCGGAUGACACCUAGAUAUUUUUUUCUGCGCGUACACUUCAUGACUUCCAGAACACGCUUAACGACUACCUAAUGCAGCUUGAUACUUGGCUUCAUGCAAAUAAAUUAGCGCUGAACCUAAAAACAACUAUGUCUUGUUCAAACCCACUAACAAAACAUGUGACAAUGCACUCACGAUGACAUUCCAGGACGCCGUCAUAGCACGCGUAUAAUGUCCAAAAGUUCUACGUGUGUGGUUUGAAGAAAGUAUGUCGUGGAAUACACACCUAAACAAACCAACCUCAGAACUAAGCAGAACAGUUGGUUUAUUAUUCAAAUUGCCAAAUCUAAUUCCUCUGCAGCUAAAGAAAGCGAUAUAUUAUGCCCACUUCUACUCCCGUUUAUCCUACUGCACACUAGUUUGGGGUACUACAAAGAUUACGAAUUAUAACAAACUGGAGGUAUUGCAGAAGCAAGUGCUGAAGAUUCUUGAAAAUGAUCAUGGGGAGUACAAAGAACUACCAACUAAUCAUUUGUAUAUUGAACACAAUUUGCUCAAAGCGAGUAAAAUAUAUGACUACAAGCUCCUGCUGCACAUACAUAAACAUAACCUGUUACAUUCAGCACACACAACGUCAGCUCGUUAUGCACUGCGUAACGAACGGAUAACAACCGCACGAACACGUACAAAUUAUGGAGAAGCUGUCCUCGCUUAUCAAAUACCCG
Dermacentor andersoni is the source of this 3074-nucleotide messenger RNA. Its product is annotated as BTB/POZ domain-containing protein 6-like. Gene Ontology annotation, biological process: neurogenesis. Gene Ontology annotation, molecular function: protein binding. The record is from RefSeq and is a predicted model, not a curated record. Gene Ontology annotation, cellular component: cytosol. NCBI's taxonomy places the organism in Eukaryota, Metazoa, Arthropoda, Arachnida, Ixodida, Ixodidae.